Messenger RNA from Misgurnus anguillicaudatus (oriental weatherfish), 1718 nucleotides. The record is from RefSeq and is a predicted model, not a curated record. NCBI's taxonomy places the organism in Eukaryota, Metazoa, Chordata, Actinopteri, Cypriniformes, Cobitidae.
GGCUGUAGGGGGUGUAUGAAGGCGCAGUUGUCCUGCUGGAUGUCACAGUUGCUCCUGGAUUCUACACAGUGCGGAUCUCUUCUUCACACUGCUAACAUGGAUAUGAAAGUGAUCGUAGUAUUGGCUUUGAUGGCCGUCGUCAUUAAUGCCCCCGUUUCGAAUGCCAAGCCCAUCAGCCUGGUUGAGAGGUGCUGGUGCCGCUCCACAGUCAACACAGUCCCUCAGAGAAGCAUUCGCGAGCUCAAGUUCCUCCACACACCCAAUUGCCCCUUCCAAGUCAUUGCCAAACUGAAGAACAACAAGGAAGUGUGCAUCAACCCAGAGACCAAGUGGCUGCAGCAGUACCUAAAAAACGCCCUGAACAAAAUGAAAAAAUCUCAACAACAGAUCUAAGAAGCCUGCCAGAUGACACAGGAAUCUGACAGCCCACCGUCACAGAUAUGUACCAUAUAGUCUUCUGGCAUGCUUGGUGACUCAGCACUUAACCUGCCAAAUACGCUUCCCCACUAAAGACUCAGCGAAAGACCACCACUGCCACCCAUGUAGUCUCAUCUGUUAGCGCCAAGUGCAAUUAUAUAUAUGUAUGACUGUGUUUUUAUACCUAUGAUAUGUAUAUACAAUGUUUUUUAUAUCGUCUUGAAAUCAGUAAAGAGAUAUUUUUGGAGUUGUGUUUGCUCCUUGUUUGUGUCGUUAUGGUGGGUCUUGUGGAGCAAACACUUAAAAUGCUCACUACAUCGUCACCUUAUAGAAAAUGAAAGACUGAGCCAGAGGUGUUUGACGGAUAAGGGCAUUGAUCUUUACUAGUUACAUACUAUAGAUAUCUGUACCAGCAUAUAUUGCAUGUAAAACUUGUAUGUCAUGUAUAGAAAAAUGUUUUUGUUCUUACAAAGGGAGGGUUAUUUGGCCAAACAAACAAAGUAUUUAGACUUUGCAUGAACCCUGACAGUUUUGAAUGACUUUGGGCAAUGUAAUUGGCUUUACUGGAAGCAUUUUUGCAAUGCACUCGGCACCAAAAUAUCUCAGCUUUCAAAUGUUAAUUGACCGAUCAGCAUGUGUAAGGAACUCGGCGUCAUAACACACGAAACAACAUUAGACUUAAUAAAAUUAUGUAAUAACUAAAAAAGAGAGCUGGGCUUCAAAAUGCCCAUGCGAUAAGUGAUUUAACCAGGAUAAAGUAAAGUUUACAGCCGAGUUCAAGGAAUUCGAAAGGGCUAAUCUAUCGAUUCAAUUAUAAAAACUAAUUUGAAAGUAUUGUAGGCAAGAUCAAAUUUAGAUGAAUUACACUCUUAAAAAUAAUGGUGCUUCACGAUGCCAUAGAAGAACCGUAUCCUUUAUCCUAACCUAUAAAUGGUUCUUCUUUUCUUCAAAAAAAGUUCUUUAAAGUGAAAAAAGGUUAUAAAAUGAAUAAAGAAAUGGUUCUUUGAGGAACCAAAAAAGGUUCUUCUAUGUGGCAUUGCUGUGAAGAACCCUUUAAAGCACCUUUAUUUUUAAGAGUUUUAGCACUGAUAGUGAAACAUCUGAUGCAGAAAUUAAGACAGAACUUACUAGCAGUAUAUAACAAUGCACUUUAUAACCUCUUGUGAUCAUUUACAAAAACUGAUUUUGAAUGACAUCCGCUAUAGUGAAUAGUUUAAGUGCUUAAUGUUUUGUUUUCUGUGCUUAGAACUACAGUAGUUAUGACUGUAUUGCCAAGUUUAUUAAACUUUUUUGUAUCUUCA